Brenthis ino (lesser marbled fritillary) is the source of this 3252-nucleotide messenger RNA. NCBI's taxonomy places the organism in Eukaryota, Metazoa, Arthropoda, Insecta, Lepidoptera, Nymphalidae. The record is from the annotation of a GenBank genome assembly.
AUGGAUACUAUAAAAGUCAUGGGAGACUUUGUGAGAGAAAGAUCGCCGUUUUCACUAGACACAUGGUUCGGACGGCCCAAGAAGGCAGGUGCGGGGCUCGAGCGCGGCUACGACACCAUGCCGCGGGCCGAGCCCCGCACAGACGAGGACGAGCCGGCGGCGGAGUACACGAGCAAGAUAGAUGCCCUCGAUGAUGAUCAACUGGAGAGGCGGUUUGAAGAGAUGUUGACUGAUAUGAAUAUAGGAGAAAAGAAAAAAGAACCUCUAAGAAAAUAUUCGCGGGACCAAAAGAAGAAGAUGUUAGUAGCUUAUAAGUUUGUCAAUGCUCAGGAAGGUCGCUCAAAAUUCGAAAAGCCAUCAGAUUACGUGUCAUAUUUAAAUCAACCAGAACUUUCGGUUGGCAAAUUGCACGGCUGUUUGGAGAAUCUUCGUAUUUCCUUAACAAAUAAUCCCCUUUCUUGGAUUGAGGAGUUUGGAUCUAAAGGCAUUGAGAGUUUGCUAUCUACCCUCAAUGUGUGUUAUACAAACGACUCCCGGUACGAUAGAGUGCAAUACGAAUGUAUACGAUGUUUGUCCGCCAUCUUGAAUAACACCGUCGGUAUCCGAGCCGUGUUCGAGUGUAGGGAGGCAUUGCCUGUGCUGGCGAGGAGUCUGGAUUCUAGGAAACCUCAUUGUGCUUUAGAAGCUGCUAAGGUUCUCGCUGCAAUAUGUCUCAUUCCAAACGGCCACGAGAAGGUUCUAGAAGCUAUCACAAUGGCAGGUGAAUCUAAUCGAAAACCAAGAUUGCUGCCAAUCGUAGAGGGUUUGGAGGCCAAAGCCCCAGAAAGUUUAAAGAACGGAUGCAUGCAACUGAUGAAUGCAAUCAUAACGGAACCCGAAGAAUUGGAAUUUAGAAUGCAUCUGCGAAGCGAAUUCAUGAGGACUGGGCUUUAUGAUCUGAUAGACGAAUUACGCGCAGGCGCAGAAGAAGGUGGUCGUUUAAUACAAAUGAAUGUGUUCGACACACACGCGGCCGCCGACCAGGAAGAGUUCUUGGCGAAGUUUGAUGAUGUCAGAGUGGAUUUCCAUGACGUGAACGAGUGUUUUGAGUUAGUGAAGAAUCUAGUAUUAGAGACCCCGGCGGAGCCAUACUUACUGUCGAUAUUACAGCAUUUGUUAUUUAUAAGGGACGAUGAAUUGAUUAGGCCAGCUUACUACAAACUUAUAGAAGAGUGUAUAACACAAAUAGUCUUGCACAAAAAUGGCUACGAUCCCGAUUUUAGACUCACACAGCGCUUCAAUAUUGAUGUUCAACCGCUGAUUGAUGGGUUGAUAGAAAAAUCAAGAGCAGAAGAAGAAAGGAAAGUGGAUGAAUUAAAGACUAAGUUAGAAGCAGCCAUUGCGGCGCGGCAAGAGGCAGAGGCUCGCGCUGCGCACCUAGAAGAUAGAUUGAAACAGGCAAGCGCGCCGUCCGGCCCCGGCGGGGUCACGCAGGGGAAUAUAGCGGCUAUUGCUAAGGUGAUUGGCAGCCCUGGAGGACCUCCCCCACCGCCACCCCCACCAAUGCCAGGAGGAGGGCCGCCGCCACCGCCUCCGCCGCCUAUGCCCACGGCAGGUGGUGGACCACCCCCACCCCCUCCUCCCCCAUUCCCAGGAGCAGGAGGUGCACCCCCACCACCUCCCAUGCCGGGAAUGGGAGGUCCACCCCCACCACCUCCCAUGAUGGGAAUGGGACCAAGACCUCCACCGCCACCAGGAUUCAUGGCACCAAGGAUGCCCCAACCAGACAUAUUACCUUAUGGUUUGAAACCGAAAAAGAAAUGGGAAGUGGAAGGUCCUCUCAAGAGGGCUAACUGGAAGACGAUUGUGCCACAGAAAAUGUCAGAAAAAGCCUUUUGGGUUAAGGUGCAAGAAGAUAAGCUCGCAUCGCCAGACAUUCUCAGCGGUUUGGCGUUGAGGUUCUCUAGCAAGCCGAUGGCUAAGAAAAAAAAUGAAGAUACCUUGGACAAGGUCCACACGUUGAAGAAGGCGAAAGACCUGAAGGUGCUGGACAGCAAGGCUGCCCAGAACCUCUCCAUCCUCCUCGGGGGCUCGCUCAAGCACAUGUCGUACGAGCACAUACGCACGUGCAUACUCCGCUGCGACACCACUGUACUCACUGCUAAUGUACUCGACUUGCUUAUACAGUACUUGCCACCGGCGGAUCAAAUGAAGAAAUUGUCAGAAUUGAAGUGUAAAAGUGAAGAUUUAACUGAGGCGGAACAGUUUGCGGCGACGGUCGCCGACAUCAAGAGAUUGGUACCUAGGUUGAGAAGUUUGGCGUUUAGGGAGCAUUAUAGUGAGAUUAUAUCAGAGUUGAAACCUGACAUAGUGUCUGGUACGGCGGCAUGUGAAGAAGUAAAGUCGAGUAAGAAGUUCGCCAAAAUACUUGAGCUCUUGCUUCUAUUGGGAAAUUAUAUGAACACGGGUUCUAAUAACGCUGGUGCAUACGGCUUUGAAAUUAGCUUCUUAACUAAGUUAACAGCAACGAAAGAUCUGGAAAACAAACAAACAUUACUACACUACUUAGUAGAUACUAUAGAGAGUAAAUUCCCCGAUGUAUUGAAUUUCGCUGAAGAAAUGCCACAUAUAGACAGAGCGGCGAGAGUGUCUUUGGAAAACUUACAAAAAUCUCUAAAGAAAAUGGAGAACGACAUUCGAGCGUUAGAAACGGAUCUAAAUAACGCAAGAGUGCCGCAGAGUCCCGAUGAUUUGUUCAAUGAAAGUAUGAGUGCUUUCGCAAAAGAUGCGAGGGAGCAAUGCGAUCUGCUACACUCGAUGUUCCGCAAGAUGGAAGCUUUGUAUGGUGAACUAGCCGAGUACUACGUGUUCGAUCCCCACAAAUACACGUUGGAAGAAUUCUUCUCAGAUAUAAAGACUUUUAAGGAUUCUUUUGCGACCGCCCACCAAGAGAACGUGUUGGUGCGAGAGACGGAGGAGCGGGCGCGGCGCGCGCGCGACGCCCGCGCGCAGGCCGAGCGCGAGCGCCGCGACCGCCAGCACCGGUACAAGCAGUUCGUGGACAUGGAGCAGGCGCAGGACGGCGUCAUGGACAGUUUAAUGGAGGCAUUACAAAGCGGUUCUGCAUUCAGUCGAGAGCGCCCGAGAAAGAAAGCCAACCCUAGAGUGGCUGGAGCUGAACGAAGAGCACAGCUGAACAGAUCCCGAUCCCGGUCAGGAUUGACCGGUUCGAUGACGACUCGGGAACUUACAAACGAGUUGCUAAGUAACGCG